Molecule: messenger RNA, 1707 nt
Organism: Sinocyclocheilus grahami
Lineage: Eukaryota; Metazoa; Chordata; Actinopteri; Cypriniformes; Cyprinidae
Product: TBC1 domain family member 15-like
Exons: 12
Coding region: 43-1347 (434 amino acids)
Biological process (GO): activation of GTPase activity
Molecular function (GO): GTPase activator activity
Source: RefSeq, a predicted model, not a curated record
CAGGCACGUGAGCGGUGCUACGUAGUCUAUAUAGCAGUCGACAUGGCGGCCACAACUCCUCCCAAGGUGGUGUUUGAACACGAGGGAGUCUUUAUUCACUCAUCUCCAGAUGAAUCUGAGGACCAGGAUUUAAUAUCGGGAUUCCUCAGGAUUGUUGAUAAGGAUGGUGAAACCCUUGUGGAAUAUAAACCACUGGAGGAUGCAGAUCCCUCAAACAUGCUGUGUGCCUGCAAGGACUCCAGCUCAGUGGUGGAAUGGACUCAGAGUUUAGAAGGCAACCCUCACCGUCCAAUUGACCAUCAGCUGAGCUAUGAAACAGAGUGGGACAUGAUCAAUGCUGUCUCAUUCCGGAGAAAAGUCCACACACAUGGAGAUGGUGGAUCAAACCACGCAAAUGACCGGAACAAGUGGGCCUUCUCUUUUAAUGUGUGUGACCUCAGGUCUAUCACAGUCAAAUGUGAGGGCUGGUCAUACAUCACUUUCCGCUUGAAGGAUGGCACAGCACUGCCAGCUAUUCAUUUCCACCAGGGAGGGAACACAGCAUUCCUGGAUAGCCUAAGGAAAUCAGUUCAGAUCAAUGAACAAAUAUUGUGCAAUAUCUAUUUCAAUAUCAUUCUGUUGAUGAGGAAUGUGAACGGGUAUGUGCAGGGCAUGAGUGAUCUGCUCUCUCCCAUCCUCUUUGUGAUGGAGAAUGAAGUGGAUGCCUUCUGGUGCUUUGUUUCCUUCAUGGAUGAAAUGCAUGAAAACUUUGAAGAGCAGAUGCAGGGGAUGAAGACCCAACUAAUCCAACUCAGCACUUUGCUUCGGCUGCUAGACCUGGCCUUCUGGAACUACCUAGAGGCGCAGGAUUCUGGGUACUUAUAUUUCUGUUUUCGCUGGUUAUUGAUCCGAUUCAAGAGAGAGCUGCAUUUUCAGGAUGUCCUGCGCCUUUGGGAGAUCAUGUGGACCAGACUACCUUGCCAAAACUUUCACCUUCUGGUGUGCUGUGCCAUUUUAGACUCAGAAAAACAAAAAAUUAUGGACAGAAAAUAUGGAUUCAAUGAAAUCCUGAAGCAUAUAAAUGAACUCUCCAUGAAACUGGACAUCGAAGAAAUCCUUAGCAAAUCUGAAGCUAUCUGCAUGCAGAUAAAGAAUUGUAAGGACUUGCCCCAUUCAGUGAGUGAGAUUCUGGGUCUCAACACAGUCACUGAACCCUCUGCAGCAUUAGAAACCAGUGAAUAUGGAAUACUUGAGUCACCUCAGACCUCACCAAGAUCCACACACAGACAAGACCACGUCAUCUCCAACGGCCACAGCCACUUAAAAGAAUCAACACACAAUGGCUGCAAAGUAGCCUUCAUUUCCUAGUGUAUAGCACUACAAGGUGUAUAGUACAGAUUUUAUAGUUCCCUGUAUUCCAGCAAGAUGAACAGUAUUGGGUGUCAUGUAGAUAUUUGCUACCAAAUGCCACAUUGUAAAAUAUCCCAGAGAAAAUAUAUGAAUGUAAAACAAGGAUUCAAAGGGAUCCCUAAAGCAUUAUUUUUGUAAAAUCUUGUACCAUAUUGUCUUUCAUUGAAAUAAUCAUUCCUUCUCACUGUAUUGAAAGAGUUUUCAUAAUGUUUCAGAGGUGGGGUAUUCAUUGUUGAAUAUCAUUUUUUUUUUUUGUUAUCAGUUUGCUCUUUUCCUAAAUAAUUCAGAUUCAAAUUAAAAUCUGUCUUCCUUCCAUUA